This is a messenger RNA of Phaeoacremonium minimum UCRPA7, 3072 nucleotides long. RefSeq lists its product as hypothetical. Lineage: Eukaryota; Fungi; Ascomycota; Sordariomycetes; Togniniales; Togniniaceae. Bases 1 to 3072 code for a protein of 1023 amino acids. The transcript is spliced from 7 exons. The record is from RefSeq and is a predicted model, not a curated record.
AUGCCGGGUGAGGGUCUGAAGUCGGCCAGUGAAUUCUUGAAAUCUACAGUUGUGGAUGAUGCCCAUCCCCAGGGAAUGUCAUUGCGAGACUAUCUCGAAACUCAAGCCAAUGCGAGAGACAACUUGAGUGCAGAGGAAAAAGGUCAAGCUUGGUUGAAGCUAUAUGACGUGAUCUCGGAGAACCAGGACUAUCAACGUUAUCUAUUUGACGGCUUUACGACUGAUGAUUUCGUGGAGCGAAAGGCCUAUGAUCCCGCCAACUUGGUAGUCCCUGACAGUAACCUACAAGGACCUCUACAUCCGCUUGUGGCUCGCAACAAAUGGUUGAAGACCGACCAUUUAGGCGGGGCAGAGACUAGUCCACGACAAUUGUUCAAUAUUAACGGAUACCGCGGUGAAUAUACUGCUUGGGACGACAUCAUAUGGGCCGCAUUGCAACCAACUCUUCAGAUGGUCACUCGAAUCUUGAAUUCGAAUCACCCCUAUUGGCAAGCAUUGCUCAAUUUAUAUGCUCGGUGUCCCGUCCAUUACGCCAGAGACUUGCGUGACCCACAUGAGAAGACCCGAGUGCCUAUUCGAGAUAAUCUGAGAUUGGCCGUGGAUCCUGCCUUCAUGUGGGAUGAGACAAGGAGACUGCGUGAUCUGAACUUUCCUUCAAUGGAGGUCACAUCUAAAGUCUUGCUGAACAAAAUUGAGUGGGAGUUUGGCAGUGUUUACCGUAUUACAGGUCAGGACAAGGUAUCAACGGGAAGUUAUGGCUCGACGACGUUCGAAAAACCGGGAGAUCCGCCAAUUCGGAUCCAGAUCGGCCUCGAGCUCCUUUUCCCACUUCUUGUACGGUCUUACACCCUAGGAGAGAAAGCGGUCUGCUCUUUCCUUGUGGCCGCAACUAUGCUCCAUGAGCUUGCUCACGCCGCGCAUUAUGCACAUGCGGCGCAGUUCCAGAAGGAUAAAGUUUGGGUGGGGAUCGAUUCUCAGUUCGGAAACUUUAGUCAAGAAGUCUUCCAAAAUCUUGAGAGCCUGGGCGACAAGCUUCUUGAUCGAUCAGGUAAAAACGAUGAGUGCUUUUUUGAGAAUGAGGAACAGGCCGAGAUGGGAUUUGCGUUUGAAAACAGGCUCUUCGGUGGUGUCCUUGAGACGCUUCCCCUGGUCAGAUUCAAGGGAUUGCAUUGGCAGACUGUCGCGGGUAUCAAGUCACGAUGGCCACAAGCGGCCCCGAAUCCUCAUCCAUCAGAGCUACAAGGCAGUGCGGACUUCCUCAACUACCCAUCGGCUCAUGCCAUGACUAUGGAAGAGGUUCUUCCUGUGGAGCUUUGCGCUCGCUUCUUCAGCAACGAAUUCUGGUCAUGCGAUGCUGUAAAGUACGGUUGGCAGUCUUUCAAGUUCUCCCCCCAGCAGCCCAACCUGGCGAGAGCGUACAGCCAAUUUCCGAGUUACGUUGAGAAAGGGGCUCUCUACGGCAGCCAGAAUGUCGCCGACUGGAUUGCGAUUGCCAAUGUAAGUCUUCGGGAAGCCGGCCAUAACGUGAUUGCGGACUACCUGAAGGCGUUGAGUUGGGAAGGCCUCGACGAAACAAGUACCAAGAGAGUCUGGACUUUUGAACAGUUGACAUGGGACGAGACGGAUACGCAGUUCAACCACCUAGUGAAAGCAGUGCAACGUGACGGCCCAGAGAUUAACUCAAGGCUGGCAUUCCUGCGCACUUCCCAGGUCGUGAUCAACAACGAGUUCGAACAAGAAAGGCAGCAAUGGAGAGCAGCGCAAGCCAGCGGCCAAGACGUGGGCAAUGUCGAGCCUACCAUGGAUUCUUUUAUUGAACAGCGCAUGUGGGAAUUAUUCCAAUACUUCGCCUUGCUCUAUCAGGACAUUGGAGAAAUCCAUCGUUGUCUGACGGCGGAGAUUACUUACCUACAGAACCUGAUAUACGACUAUCUCAGGGGUCGUCCUCACUCACGCCUUGCAAUCUGGAACGCGUUUGGAGGACGGCUUGCAGGUCGGAUGAGUGCAGUACAUAUGAAGUUGACCACGGGAUGUAUCGGGAUCUUGAGCCCCUUGGAACAACACGUUACUGAUCUCCUGCAUUUCAAUAGCCCGUGGCCGCCAAGGAUUAUAGAGGAGCUUCAGAAGCUCCGAGGGCUCUUCCAGAUGGAUCAAAAUCACAUACUACACGCCUUAGAGUUCCUCGACCCCAAGUAUAUUCAUGCCGACAUAACUCUCCCCGCUUUUGUAGGCGUCAUACCCUCGAGGAAGAAGAAGAAGUCAGAGAUGCUCAGAAACAUGGCAAUUCGCGAAAUGACACUCAUCACGGAGCCAGUUCUGAAAGAGGUGAUCGAGAUGUGGUACAGGAUCAUCCAGAAGCGGGACGAGUUUAACUCGGACACGGCAGGAUUCGAGGCGAAAGAGCUGAAGAAGGAUGUCGAAAAAUCCAUCAAGAAGCUCAAGACAGUGCUCAAGUCGCAGGGCAAGUCUCUGAAGAAAAUCAUUAACCAGGACGAGCAUGGGCCAACGAAGCUGGGGACUAAUAUCUUUGAUGUGUCCAAGAUCCUGAAAGACGCCAAAAAAGAGGGCAAGGCACAAACACAAGCCCCAGCUACUGGACAGCAACCGCAACCAGAGACUGAACAACCACCGAAGCGUGUCAAGUUCUCCGAGUUUCCACGAACACCAACCCCAUCGCAGUGGAAUCAAAGGGCAACAGUUCCUUUCUCCACCCAAGCAGGCUUUGGCCAGUUUUCGGGUUUGCCAGGAGGAUUCAACGCUGGUGCACCGCAGCAAGGUCUAUUCACCAGCACCAACCAGGCGUGGCAGCCCUCCCAGCCCAUUGGUGGGAACACGCCUGCCAUGUUCGCUCCAUUCCCGCAUCCUUACGCCACGAGAGAGACAACUACUGAAGACGUGCAGCUGGAGAGAGACGCACAGUUGCUUGCCGAUGUCAUGUUUGGUGGGCAGGCGCUGCAGAAUCAGUUCCAGCACGGUGUUCCCGUGACCUAUCAGACGUACAGGGAGGAGCAGCAGAGGGCUGCAUCAAAGUCCCCAGAGCCGAGUCCAGAACGGUUUCCGCACCCAGUGUAG